CGCUGCGGCCGUGGCGGAGAACGACGGCGAAGACGCGGGCCGCUCCCUCCGCUCCCUGCGCGCGGCACCGCUCCGUCUCGCUCACCGGCCCUCGGGAGUACCGGCGGGGAAGCGGGAUGGAGUGAUAGGGAAGAUGUUUGUGGAUUCUUCUGUGGGAUUAGAGGGCACGUCUGUUAUAAUCAGAAAACUCCAAGUAUAGCAGCAGGGAUGGAUGAACAGGCUCUUUUAGGGCUAAAUCCAAAUGCUGAUUCAGACUUCAGACAAAGGGCCCUGGCCUAUUUUGAGCAGUUAAAGAUCUCCCCAGAUGCCUGGCAGGUGUGUGCAGAAGCUCUAGCCCAGAGGACAUACAGUGAUGAUCACAUCAAGUUUUUCUGCUUUCAAGUUUUAGAACAUCAAGUUAAAUAUAAAUAUUCAGAGCUAACUACUGUUCAACAGCAACUAAUUAGGGAGACGCUCAUAUCUUGGCUUCAAGCUCAGAUGCUGAAUCCUCAACCAGAGAAGACCUUUAUACGAAAUAAAGCAGCCCAAGUCUUCGCCUUGCUUUUUGUUACGGAAUAUCUCACUAAAUGGCCCAAGUUUUUUUUUGACAUUCUCUCAGUAGUGGACCUAAAUCCAAGGGGAGUAGAUCUGUACCUCCGAAUCCUCAUGGCUAUUGAUUCUGAGUUGGUGGAUCGUGAUGUAGUGCAUACAUCAGAGGAGGCUCGUAGAAAUACCCUAAUAAAGGAUACCAUGAGGGAACAGUGCAUUCCAAACUUGGUGGAAUCAUGGUACCAAAUCCUGCAAAAUUAUCAGUAUACUAAUUCGGAAGUGACAUGUCAGUGCCUUGAAGUAGUUGGGGCUUAUGUAUCUUGGAUAGACUUAUCCCUUAUAGCCAAUGAUAGGUUUAUAAAUAUGCUGCUAGGUCAUAUGUCAAUAGAAGUUCUACGGGAAGAAGCAUGUGAUUGUUUAUUUGAAAUUGUAAAUAAAGGAAUGGAUCCAGUUGAUAAAAUGAAACUAGUGGAAUCUUUGUGUCAAGUAUUACAGUCUGCUGGGUUUUUCAUCAUUGACCAGGAAGAAGAUGUCGACUUCCUUGCCAGAUUUUCUAAACUGGUAAAUGGAAUGGGACAGUCAUUGAUAGUUAGCUGGACUAAAUUAAUUAAGAAUGGGGAUAUCAAGAAUGCUCAAGAGGCACUACAAGCUAUUGAAACAAAAGUGGCGCUGAUGUUGCAGCUACUAAUUCAUGAGGAUGACGAUAUCUCGUCUAACAUUAUUGGAUUUUGUUAUGAUUAUCUUCAUAUUUUGAAACAACUUUCAGUGCUCUCGGAUCAGCAAAAAGCUAAUGUAGAGGCAAUCAUGUUGGCCGUUAUGAAAAAAUUGACUUAUGAUGAGGAAUAUAACUUUGAAAAUGAGGGUGAAGAUGAAGCCAUGUUUGUAGAAUAUAGGAAACAACUGAAGUUAUUGUUGGACAGGCUUGCUCAAGUUUCACCAGAAUUACUGCUGGCUUCUGUUCGUAGAGUUUUUAGUUCUACACUGCAGAAUUGGCAGACUACACGAUUUAUGGAAGUUGAAGUAGCAAUAAGAUUGCUGUAUAUGUUGGCAGAAGCUCUUCCAGUAUCUCAUGGUGCUCACUUCUCAGGUGAUGUUUCAAAAGCUAGUGCUUUGCAGGAUAUGAUGCGAACUUUGGUAACAUCAGGAGUUAGUUCCUAUCAGCAUACAUCUGUGACAUUGGAGUUCUUCGAAACUGUUGUUAGAUAUGAAAAGUUUUUCACAGUUGAACCUCAACACAUUCCAUGUGUACUAAUGGCUUUCUUAGAUCACAGAGGGCUGCGGCAUUCCAGUGCAAAAGUGAGGAGCAGAACUGCUUACCUGUUUUCUAGAUUUGUCAAGUCUCUCAAUAAACAAAUGAAUCCUUUUAUUGAGGAUAUUCUGAAUAGAAUACAAGAUUUAUUAGAGCUUUCUCCACCUGAGAAUGGUUACCAGUCUUUGUUGAGCAGCGAUGAUCAGCUAUUUAUUUAUGAGACAGCUGGAGUGCUGAUUGUUAAUAGUGAAUACCCCGCAGAACGGAAGCAAGCGUUAAUGAGGAAUCUGUUGACUCCACUAAUGGAAAAGUUUAAAAUUUUGUUAGAAAAAUUGAUGCUGGCACAAGAUGAAGAAAGGCAGGCAUCUCUAGCAGACUGUCUCAACCAUGCUGUUGGAUUUGCCAGUCGGACCAGCAAAGCUUUCAGUAACAAGCAGACUGUGAAACAAUGUGGCUGUUCCGAAGUUUAUCUGGACUGUUUACAGACAUUCUUGCCAGCUCUGAGUUGUCCCUUACAAAAGGAUAUUCUCAGAAGUGGAGUUCGCACUUUCCUUCAUCGCAUGAUAAUUUGCCUAGAGGAAGAAGUUCUUCCGUUCAUCCCAUCAGCCUCAGAACACAUGCUGAAAGAUUGUGAAGCAAAAGACCUUCAGGAGUUCAUUCCUCUUAUCAACCAGAUUACAGCCAAAUUUAAGAUACAGGUAUCUCCAUUUUUACAACAAAUGUUCAUGCCUCUACUUCAUGCAAUUUUUGAAGUGUUGCUUCGACCAGCAGAAGAAAAUGACCAGUCUGCUGCUUUAGAGAAGCAAAUGUUGCGGAGGAGUUACUUUGCUUUCCUGCAAACAGUCACAGGCAGUGGAAUGAGCGAAGUCAUAGCAAAUCAAGGUGCAGAGAAUGUAGAACGAAUUCUAGUUACUGUGAUUCAAGGAGCAGUCGAAUAUCCAGAUCCAAUUGCACAGAAAACAUGCUUUAUCAUCCUCUCCAAGUUGGUAGAACUCUGGGGUGGUAAAGAUGGACCAGUGGGAUUUGCUGAUUUUGUUUAUAAGCACAUUGUCCCUGCGUGUUUCCUAGCACCUUUAAAACAAACCUUUGACCUGGCAGAUGCACAAACAGUAUUGGCUUUAUCUGAGUGUGCAGUGACACUGAAAACAAUUCAUCUCAAGCGGGGUCCGGAAUGUGUUCAGUAUCUUCAACAGGAAUACUUACCUUCCUUGCAAGUAGCUCCAGAAAUAAUUCAAGAGUUUUGUCAAGCUCUUCAGCAGCCUGAUGCUAAAGUUUUUAAAAACUACUUAAAGGUGUUCUUCCAGAGAGCAAGGCCCUAAGAACUGGAUCUCCCUGUGCCUACUUCAUGAUCAGGAUUUAUGAUCAAAAAUUCCAGUUAAUAAUUUAUAAAGAAGCAGUUUUGUGUGCCAUUCACACUGGUCUUUUUAACUUGGCCCUGAGCUUAUUGCAGUAUAUGUAUUGGGAUUUUCUGUAAAAUGUGUGUAAUUUUCCCUAAAUACGGGUAUGUAACAACAAGAGAAGUUGCUUGCAUGCCGAUUCAAAUUGUUCUAUAUAAAAAGCUGUUAAAAGAUACAGCAUAGUUAUUCUAGUACCAUUUUAUCUUUACUUGAAACUUUAAGUCCUUUAAAGACCAUAGCAGGAAAACUGUACUUUUUUAAAUUGCGGAAUAUAAAAUGUUUGAAAUUUUAAAUUUUCUUUUAUCUGUGCAGACUUAAAGUAAGGAAGUGGGAUACAACAGAUCAAAACUAAUUUUUUGUAGAUAGCCAUUACAUUUCUUUAAAAUGUUUCGAUGCCAAUAAGUAUUCUACAAAAAAGAAUGGUUUCAUAAAUUAACUGAUUUAAGAGUAGGUACCGGUGUUAUACAUUUUUUUAUAAAAAUAAAAUAAAAUAAAUUUUACAUAGUGAA
Eptesicus fuscus (big brown bat) is the source of this 3683-nucleotide messenger RNA. It is a transcript of the gene XPOT, whose product is annotated as exportin for tRNA. Gene Ontology annotation, biological process: tRNA re-export from nucleus; intracellular protein transport. Bases 208 to 3096 code for a protein of 962 amino acids. Lineage: Eukaryota; Metazoa; Chordata; Mammalia; Chiroptera; Vespertilionidae. The transcript is spliced from 25 exons. The record is from RefSeq and is a predicted model, not a curated record. Gene Ontology annotation, cellular component: cytoplasm; nuclear pore; nuclear matrix. Gene Ontology annotation, molecular function: small GTPase binding; tRNA binding.